CCUUGUCAGGUCCAGUCUUACUUCUACGACACCGGAGCGGGUCUCAUCAUGGUGUCUGAAGAGGAGGGCAUCAGCCCGCGCAAACGGCGGAAGAUCGGCCCUCCCAAGGCUCCCUAUGUUUUGCGAUCGUUGUUCGACCAGGUACCCUUGAAUGCCGAUGAUAAUGAUGACGACGUCCACAUCACGACUGUUGAGUAUUGGAAUGACAAUCUGUACAUUGGAACAUCUGCUGCCGAGAUCCUCCAUUUCGUCUGCCUUCCGCCGGACCCCUCGGACAAAUCGAGCGAACCAUCGUUUAUCUUAGCCUCACGAUUGCCGAUCCCAUUCUCCCACACCACAUCAGUAACUGCCAAACCGCUCGGAAUACAACAGAUUCUUUUGUUACCGGCGGUCAACAAAGCCUGUGUUCUGUGCAAUGGAACAGUUACCUUCUACAUGCUACCGGAGCUUAGUCCGGCGUUCGGGAACACCAAGGUCAGCAAUUGCUCCUGGAUUGGAGGUGUGGAUCUCAACACGGUCAAGGACGAACAGGAGGAGCAGGUGGUGUUGAUUGCGGCGCAAAAUCGAACUAUGCUAGUAAGGAUCGGAGAGGAAGCUCGACGCAUAAGGAACAUCGAGUUCCCUGGGUGCCUGGUUGCGGCGCGAAGGGGGAUAAUCGCUUGUGCCGCGGACGCACACUCAUACUCUCUCAUCGACGUGGAAAAUCAACAGAAGAUACAAUUGUUUCCCAUCUCUUUCUCGAACGAGAAUUUCGAACCCAACCAGGUCCAUGACGUCUCGACAGGCACGCCCUUGAAAUCACCUACCUCGCCCUUUUUUACUCACUCGCCCACCUCGGAGAGUCAUAUGUAUGAGAGGAGCGCUAGCUCAAAUACAUUGUCUGGAUUGUUGCAACCGCACGGACACCAGCGAUCAAGCUCUGUCACCUCGGAGCUGUCUCCGGAGUCAGGGACACCGAGACGCUCGCUAUCGAAAGAGCGCGCUGGAGGCGCUUCUCCUAGGCGGAGUAUCGAGAACCAGCCACACGAGUCGGAAUCGAGCUCGGAAGAACGAAAGCCACUUCCCCCGCUCCCGAAGCCUACGCAACUGAAACCCCAUAUCAUAUCGCCGACACCGUCCGAAUUCUUGCUUGUUAGGGGCACGGAUGGAUCUGAGCCGGGGGUGGGCAUGUUUGUCAACAUUGAUGGCGACGUGGUUCGGGGCACAAUCACUUUCCAUAAGUAUCCAGAAUCCAUCGUCAUCGACAAAGGCGACGAGAACAACAUGAUACAUUCACCUGAUAAUACCCAUGAGGAGCUUUUGCUUGCAGUGAUAGAAGCAGAAAAGGAAGGCCAACGUCGCAAGUUCCUGGAGGUACAGCUCUGGGACGUUGAUCCUGGGGAAGCGGACGACCACAAAACAUGGGUGGAGAUACCGUCUUCUCCGGAUAUGCAGUCUACCCAUGUCGGUCUCAGUCAUACAAUCAGCCCGAGUCAGCUGGAAAUAAGCGAGAUGGGCAAUCUCUUACGAAUGGUUCGCUUGAAAACCCCGUCGCUGUCACCGCAUGUACCCGCUACAGAUCCGAGAACGCAAGCGUCUAUUGAACAAUCGCAGAAAGAAAAAGAGCUCUUCGACGGUCCUGAAGGGGCUGGCGAGGCUGAGCGUGGCUGGGAGAGCGAGCGCAACGCUGAAGAAGAGAAAUUUGCGCGUGCAUUGGGCCAGACACAAAGCAGUCUGAUCAUGUGGAAUGGUAAUCAGAUAUGGCGGGUGGUGAAAAAUCCACUAACAACGCAGCUGGAUGAUGCCCUCCAGAGCGCCCACGUACAGGAUACGGAUGGUCGCAGGGUUCUCAAGCGGGAUUCUAUCACGGAUGUCAUUGAUUUAGUUCAAGCUGCUGAACCAAAGUCGGAAUCCGAAUUUCUAGGCUUGAAUUAUCUGAAACAGAAAGCCAGUUUGCUUCUGUUCGGCGACCUAAUCCUUAUGGACUCGAAAUACAGAGACGAGGCAACGAUUGAUGCUACGGAGCGAGCUCUCAUUGUUGGAAACCUGGAUCCUCGUAUCCCGCUACUGUUGAUCCCUCUUUUGCGACGAGAGGUUCUGCAGAGUCCACAGGGAAUUUGGAUACAUGCGGGCUUGUCGGAGGUGACAGAGAGUUAUGUGCAGCAGCUAGAGAUAGCUGAGGGGGGCGGGGCUUCGGACAGCGCUGUACUGGAUAUGAUCAAGAGGUUCUUAUUUUCCUGGCAGCAAAAGAGGGGUUAUGGAAGUAUCACGGAUGAGACAUACGUCUUCGACAGCGUCGAUGCAGCUUUUCUGCACUUACUCCUGGAACAGGACGCACAACUUGCGGCCGAACAACGCUCGGUCUCUCAGUUGCGUAUCGAGCUCAACAGACUUGUCGAUAACUGGAAGGGCAACUUGGAACGCGCGGUGGCACUUCUAGAACAGUAUCGACGACUGUUCGUUUUGAGCCGACUCUACCAGAGCCAGAAGAUGUCUCGAAAUGUCCUCAAAACUUGGCGCAGAAUUAUUGAGGGGGAGGAAGAUCUAGGCGGCGAGGUCACUGUUGCAGGCACAGAGGCACAAAUGCGCCGGUAUCUGGUCAAGAUCAAAGACGUUCAGCUGGUGGAGGAGUAUGGCGCAUGGCUUGCCCAGCGCAAUCCUAGUCUCGGAAUACAAGUAUUCUCAGAUGGCACGAGCAGGGUGAAGCUGGAAACCGCCGAUGUCGUCGCUCUUCUUAAGCAACAGGCACCUAAUGCCGUCCAAGCGUACCUGGAACACCUUGUCUUUGUCCGACAUCUCACGCAAUAUGCGGACGAUCUCCUAGCAUACUACCUCGAUUCCGUCCUCUCUGUGCUGGAAAGCUCGCCAUCAGCCCGAGCCUCUCUCUCGGAAUCUUACUCGACCUACCGCGCGCUGACUCCCCCCAAACCGACGUACAUGAACUUCAUCACCGUGAAUGCCCCGUCGGAACCAUGGUGGCAAUCGCGGCUGCGGCUCCUCCAGCUUCUUGGCGGCAGCAGCACCGGUGGUAGCCAGUUCACUUCGAUGCCAGCGCGCACCUUCACCUUUUCCAUCCCCGCGGUUCUCUCCCGGAUUGAACCGUUCCAGAACGAGCUUGUCUCGGAAUCAAUCAUCCUCGACGGUCUCCAGGGCCGCCACCGCGAAGCUCUCCAUCUACUCACGCACGGCCUGGGCGACUACGACUCGGGCAUCCGAUACUGUCUCUUCGGCGGGCCGCGCGCCACCACCAGCUCCUCCGCCUUCGCGGAGCGCAGUCAACAAAGCGAACUCUUCCGGUUCCUGCUGGACGAGUUCCUGAAGAUCCAGGAUCCGUCGGAACGCAUCGAGCGGACCAGCGACCUCCUGGGCCGAUUCGCGGCGUGGUUCGACGUCGGCGAGGUCCUGCGGAUCAUCCCGGACGAGUGGAGCGUGGAUAUUCUCGGCGGGUUCCUGGCGCACGUGUUCCGGGUGCUGGUGGCCGAGGGCCGGGAGGUGCGGAUCGAGAAAGCGUUGAGCGCAGGGCUGAACCUGCGGGUCGGGACGGAGUACAUCGAGGGGGUUGAGAAGGCGGGCGGAUGGGUGGAGGACGGCGAGGGACUGCGCCGGCUGAAGGGGGGAGUGGCUCGGGGGACGGUGCAGGAUGAGAGCGAGGAGUUUGGGGAUAUUGUGGAAGCGGAUGGCUAA
This is a messenger RNA of Aspergillus homomorphus CBS 101889, 3663 nucleotides long. RefSeq names its product putative TGF beta receptor associated protein 1. Gene Ontology annotation, biological process: endosomal vesicle fusion; vesicle-mediated transport; autophagy. The transcript is spliced from 3 exons. The record is from RefSeq and is a predicted model, not a curated record. Bases 49 to 3663 code for a protein of 1204 amino acids. Gene Ontology annotation, cellular component: fungal-type vacuole membrane; cytoplasm. Lineage: Eukaryota; Fungi; Ascomycota; Eurotiomycetes; Eurotiales; Aspergillaceae.